This is a messenger RNA of Ictidomys tridecemlineatus (thirteen-lined ground squirrel), 5698 nucleotides long. Lineage: Eukaryota; Metazoa; Chordata; Mammalia; Rodentia; Sciuridae. The record is from RefSeq and is a predicted model, not a curated record.
GAGAACAUGGGACUUAUGUUGUUGGAGCAAUGUAGGAAGACAUCACACAGGAUUUUCUAUGACUCAAGAGGAAAGUCCCCCUGGUUGCAGAGGUGAACGUGGAGGCAAUGGUGCAGGGAAGGUGCUCAUCAACAGUUGGCUUGGAUUCAGCUUUCAGUCACAUCUGCCUGAACCACAGUCCUUUCAAGAUGAAGGGAACCUUCAUAAAUGGAUCGAUAGUGAGCAGGCUCUCGACAAUGGUUCCUUGCUUCCAGCCCACCAAAGAAUUCCUUCUAGUGUCAAAGCAAACAUUUCUCAUAAAUAUGAACAUGAUUUUAUAGGCUCUUGUUUGUUUAUACCAGAACCAAAAACAGACAUUCCUCCAGCAGCUCACAAAUGUAAUGAGUUUGGAAAAUCCUUUAAUCAAGAGUCACAAUGUACUAUACAUCAGACACUCCGUAUGAGAGAGAAGCAAUUUAUGUGUGAUAUAUGUGGCAAGGUCUUCACUCAAAAAUCAAAACUUACACGUCAUCAUAGAAUUCAUACUGGAGAGAAACCUUUCAAGUGUAAUGAGUGUGGGAAGGUCUUCAAUCACAGUUCACACCUUGCACAACAUCGGAGAAUCCACACUGGAGAGAAACCUUUCAAAUGUGAUGACUGUGGCAAAGUCUUCAGUCAGAAGUCCUACCUGGCAAACCACCAGAGAAUUCACUCUGGGGAGAGACCUUACAAGUGUGAUGCAUGUGGCAAGGUCUUCAAUCAGAUUUCACACCUGGCAAGUCAUCGUAGAAUACACACCGGAGAGAAACCCUACAAAUGUGACGAAUGUGGAAAGGUCUUCCACCAAAUUUCACACCUUGCACAACAUCGAACCAUUCACACAGGAGAGAAACCUUUCAAAUGUAAUGAGUGUGGCAAGGUCUUCAGUCGCAACUCGUACCUCAUUCACCAUCUGAUAAUCCACACUGGGGAGAAACCGUACAAAUGCAAUGAGUGCGGCAAGGUCUUCAGUCAAAAAUCAAUCCUUACAAGUCACCGAAGAAUUCAUACUGGAGAAAAACCAUACAAAUGUGAUGAAUGUGGGAAGGUCUUUAAUCAGAUUUCACACCUUGCAGAACAUCGAAGAAUUCACACUGGAGAGAAACCUUACAAAUGCAAUGAGUGUGGCAGUGUUUUCAGUCAGAAGUCAUCCCUUGCAAAUCAUCAGAGAAUCCACACAGGAGAAAAACCUUUCAAAUGCAGUGAGUGUGGCAAGGGCUUCAGCCGUAACUCAUACCUAACAGAACAUCUGAUAAUCCAUACUGGAGAGAAGCCGUGCAAAUGUAAUGAAUGUGGCAAAGUCUUCAGUCAAAUAUCACAUCUUACAUGCCAUCGCAGAAUCCAUACGGGAGAGAAACCUUACAAAUGUAAUGACUGUGGCAAGGUCUUCAGUCUGAAUUCAUCCCUAGCACAUCACCGCAGGAUCCAUACUGGGGAGAAACCUUACAAAUGUAAUGACUGUGGCAAGAUGUUCACUCAAAAUUCACAUCUUGCAUGUCAUCGCAGAAUUCACACUGGAGAGAAACCUUACAAAUGCAAUGACUGUGGGAAGGUCUUCAGUCAAAAUUCACAUCUUGCAUGUCAUCGCAGAAUCCACACUGGGGAGAAACCUUACAAAUGUAAUGACUGUGGCAAGGUCUUCAGUGUGAACUCAUCCCUAGCCCAUCACCGAAGGAUCCAUAGUGUAGAGAAGCCUUAGACGUGUAAUCAGUGUGUGCAGGGUGGGGGGUCACAUUGUAAUCCCGGCUGUUUUGCAAAAAUCAGGAGGAUGGCACGUGCAAAUUCUGCCUGGACAUAAUUGUGAGAUGCUCACAAAAUGAAAUAAAGGGCUGGGGAUGUAGCUCAGUGGGAAAAUGAUGGUAGAGCAUGUUUCAGUCCUGGGUUCAAUUCCCAUACCCCCAAAGAGGAAAAGAAAGGCAAUGAAUGUGUUGGGGACUUCAGUCACAUUGGCACAUCACAUGCCAAGCAUUUAUGGUGGAGAGAAACCCUAUGGAUGUGAUGAAUGUGGCAAAGCCUGUCGGGUGCAUCUGGCCCUGCCAAUCAUGUGAUCCACACCAAGAGGGCGUGUCAAGGUGUUCACUGACAUUUCCUAUCACGCAGAUUGUCAAGAUCUCAUCCUAGGAAAAAACCACAAAUGAAUUAGGCACAGUCUUUGUCAGAAUACAAGUCAUGUAAGACCACUUUAUUUCCUAGUGGAGAAAUUAUCUUCUAUGUGUAAUGAAUAUCUGAACCUCUAGGCCUCAUUUAAAGCUUAGAAACUUUCAGUCAGUCUGUGAUGGAGACGAACCUCAUCCAUAAUUUGAUAUAAACAGACCUUAAUGUAAAAGUCUGUCAUCAGGAUUCCUGCUGGGAAAAAACCUCACAAAUGUACCAAGGUGGCAAAUCAUUAGUAUGCACUCAGCCCUCUGUACACGUCAGGUAAGUCACAAAAGCAUGACUUUGGCCAAGCCUGUCUUCAGUGCUCAUGUCUCAGUGGACAUCAGUUGAUCCACGCUGGAGAGAAACCAUGGAAAUGUCUGCAGGUGCCAAGCUCUUCUGGCACAGUUCACAGCUUGCACAACAUGGGAGAAGACGUCCUAGGGGUAGAGCUUGAAUGCAGCCAGUGUGGCACCCCCUGCAUGAUGAAUUCAAGCAGUGGUCAGAGUCCAUACUAAAGAGCAACAUCCGUCACAAUCGCAGCACAUAGGACAGACUUCCAUGCCUCAGAACCACUGGGCAUCAAAGGGACACCUUUGAGGAAGCUGUGACAAAACACCAGAGAACAAGGAGGAAUGAUUUAAUUUGUGCCGAAAUUAAUCAUGUGCCCCAGAGAGCAACCAUCCAAGUGUAAGGAAUGUACUGUUUCUUUUUCAAACAUUUGCGAUUUUCUUGUCCUAAGAGGAUUUAUUCUGGCAAAAUACAGACAUGAUGUACGUGUUCUUUUUACUGUGCACAGGACACCCAAUGUUCUCCCCUUUAUUUGUUCCCAUGCGGAAAUACCUCAUGUUUUUCUUUGUAAAGUGAUUGUUCAUGUUCACAUAUAUUUUCUUUAUACACUUAGUAGAAGCACAGUCCCUUGGAGAAAUGCUGUGUUCCCAUCUCUGUAGACUGACUAGGACACUUACUGUGUAUAAUGAAAGUACAAAAUGUAGUUCAGACUGACACCCUGCCCUCACUGUUAUGGAACAUGCACUGUAUUAUUUCUGAAUACCUCUAUCUUCUGUGCUAAUGAGGAAAGGAACAUGAUUGUUGGUAAUAAUAAAAAAGAGACUAAAUUUUAUUACAUGAGAUUUAUGAUACAUUUUUAGCAAAACUGCAUGGAAUGCACCUUAAUUUACAUAGAGUGAAAAUGGAACUACAGCAAGAAUAUGAAACAUAAGAAAAUUCAGGGAAUAAGUGUACGAAUACCUUUGUGUCCUUGAAGUACUUGUGAGAUAUACUGAAAAGGUUAACGUUCAUGAGUUUCCACUUCAGAAUGAAUAUCCAGGAUGGAAUUUCUCUUGUUUGUGAAGUGGAAACUCAUGUAUUUGCCCCUAACGUUUUUGCACUUAUGACCAGUCCCAACUCAGGGCUGAACCCCACCCAGUUGGGCUGGUUUGUCAGGAAUGGCGAAGCCAAACACUGAAGUGUUUGCAGAGUUCACAGCAUAAGGAGGCCUUCCAGGGACGCAAGGUGGACUUGCUACACUUGUCCAGAAGUGGCUGCCUCCUCUGAUGGGGGUCCUGGGUGGUGCUGGAGUGAGGGAACCUGGCCAUCUUUAGAACUCCCAGCUGCUGCCCGAAGAAGGGAACACUUAGGGUUAUCAGCAACUUGCCCAGAUGGCACCAUAGAAAGGGAGUAGUGAGACUUGAAGGAGUCAACAAUAAACAUCAAAGUGGGUCAGACUCCAGCACAACCCCGAGUGUUUACUCCUGGUUCUCUGGGCUCUUGGUUGGCAUAGAGGAACUUACAAUUUUUGUGAUGUCAAAUUUGCAUUUUCUGAUGCACCUGUAGGUCCCAUUCUACAGUAUGAUUGUUGAAAAUGUUUUUGAAAUACUGUUUAGACAAGUUACCUAACGUUUGUAUGGUAGUUCCAUGAAAACUAUUGUUUGUAAAUGUUUGGUGGAUAAUAGAUACGGUUAAACAAUUUUGCCAGGUCAUUCAUUGUGUUUGUUGCUGUGACAAAACACCUGAGAACAAGGAGGAAAGAUUUGUUUUGACUCAUGGUUUCAGACUCAUGGGUUCCAACCCCUGAUUGGCUGCCACCUGCUUUGGGCCCUGUACUCAUCAUGAUGGAAGGGCAUGGGCAAUGGGCUGGGCUUUCCUCUCUGGUACGUGUUCAACCCUGGCUGCCUUUAGAGUCCUGAGAUACUUUGCAAUAAAUAUGUCCACUAACUGGCAUCAUACUGAUGGAGUGAGGCUGGUGCCCAUCCUUAAUAAUACUUCAGGUUGAUGUUGAUUUUCUUCUGUGCAGCAUUGAGUACCAGCUCUGUGUCCUCCAUCCUGAGGGCUGAGAUCAGCCUGAGAUCCCAGGAGAGGUGAGGGGGGCUGCUCUGAUGUUCAGAUUGGUCAGGGCCAGACUGUGUCCUGAAUGGGAGCCCAGUGCUGCCCAGUUCCCCACUGCUGCAGCCCGUGUGUGCUUCACCAGCAGUGGAAUGAGGUCGAAAAAAUGGAGUCACAGAAGUCUCCUGUGCACCUUUCUGCAGGACUGUACUAUGCCUGGGUAUCCCUGGUGCAGUGGACAGCUGGGGACCAUCUUCCCACAUGCUGAGGUCCUCCCUGUGUGUGUGGCUGUGGCACAGGAACGGUGUGAUGAUUCUGAGCCUUAAACAGUCCGUUUCCUCCUUCCAGGAUUGACUUGUAAAGACUCGUGUUACCUGAGGAAACAGCCCUGAAGAGGAGGAGGAAAGAAAAGGAGUCAGGAAUAGCUGUCACUGGGGUACAGUGAUGCUCUCAGGUGGUCCUGAGUCCCCUGUGCAGUGCUGGGUCUGGGAGCUGCUGGCCUGACAUGACUCUGCACUCCCCUGGGCCGCCCUCAGUCUCCAUCCUCUACACUUAGAUUCCAUCCCCUGUGACCUGGUGGCAGGGAACCCAUGAGGAGGCACCACUGGGCAUGGUCCUGGGAGUCCUUUUGUCAUUUUUGUUAACCUUUUAAAAAAGUAAACCUGCUGCUUGGUGGGGUUCCUGUCCUCUCUACCAGCUCCCUCUGCUAGAGCGCUCAGUGUUUCCUUCCCUUUGCUUUAGUUGGCUCAUUUCCUCUUGAGAUGCGUAUUCAGCUGUCCUGGGUUUCUUUGACCUUGUUGUAAAGUCUAAUUACACCAACAUUCUCCUAUUUUCUUUUUUUUUCUUCACUACAUUUCCUGAGUUUUGGUGUGUUGUUUUUGUUUUGCUUUUGUUUCACAUGUUUUCUGAAUCCUUUUUCCGUUGUGACCAUUGGUUGGUUAAGAAUGAGGUGUUUCAUUUCUCCAUAUUUGGGGGUGUUAAUUUUUCUUCUGCAGUUGGCUUCUGUAUUUAUUUCAUUGUGCACAGGAAGAAUAUUGGGGUCCUUUCAAGUUUCUGAAACUGAAUUUGAAGAUGUGUGACCUAAUUAUGGACCCUCCUGUAGAUAGAUGUUCCUUGUGGAUUUUAAGAGAUGCGUUUCCUACUUCCCUAGGAUACAAUGUACUGGGUUGGUGUGGGAGGUCCACCUGGUGUGCAGUAACAUUAAAGAUCUGCUUAUGGA